Talaromyces marneffei is the source of this 3921-nucleotide messenger RNA. RefSeq lists its product as uncharacterized. Lineage: Eukaryota; Fungi; Ascomycota; Eurotiomycetes; Eurotiales; Trichocomaceae. Bases 1 to 3921 code for a protein of 1306 amino acids. The record is from RefSeq and is a predicted model, not a curated record. Gene Ontology annotation, molecular function: ubiquitin-protein transferase activity. The transcript has 3 exons.
AUGAGGGGAGGAUCUCUGGAUUCUAGGGAUUCCUCCGUGGGUAGUCAGAUCCCUCGCCGCUCCAAGCUGCCACCACACUCUCCAGAUGUUAUUGUCAAGCAUACUAUUAGCGUGGACGACCCUGCUCAUAUUCUUAUACAACAUAAAGAGGAACGACGCAGAAACUUCAAUUCUCUAGUCCGCAGAUACAAACACCAGAUCCUCUACGGUUGCGAAAAUCCGAAUUGCCGUAUGCCAACUUGUUUGAAUUAUCAAAAACGAGUUUCUGAAGGACCCUUUCGACCCUAUACCGAGCUCAGCGCACGCACGUUGGCAUGCUAUCUGGCUAGUCAGGACAACCCGGAAAAGGCGCUCUGUCGCAACCCGCCACGGCCAACUUCCGACUUUUCGCCAACCCGUCAAGCACCUCAUUUGGAAUACCGGGCAUAUAGCGCAGGAAGGAAGCCACAUCAAUCCGAACACACAGAAAAUGAAGCUCACGCUGAGUCCCACCGGCCUUCAUCUAGUAUCAGUACAGCGCCUCCGGCACAAGAAAACGUCAGGCACUCCUCCCGGGACUCGCAACUAUCUGGAUUGUCGAGAACGAAAGACCCCAAGUCAUUUACGCAGAAUCUUUUCGAUACCUUGUCGUUGAGGAUGGUAGAAUGGCUUCCCUUGCGCCAGACUACUACCGACGCCUCGGACUAUGCAACUCCCAUCUCCGUGAGAUCAUAUAAAAGCCAAGCGCAUCCGGCAGAUUCCAAAGAACGCGAUAGCAACGAUACACCACGACGAACCCACACUCACACUGCCAGCAAUCCCUCAUCCGAACCGACGACACCGUCGAAUCGGCCAAAGCGACGUUCGAAUUCCAACCUCGACCGCAAGUCUACCUCACAAACAUUGAAGCGCGUUACACUAGAAGAAACAGAUACAUGGCGGCCGACGCCUCGAUCGGGUACUGAGAUCAAAUCGCGAGACGGUCGGUCCACCACGUCGAGAACUGUACCUUCUAAAACGUAUUCCCAACACCAUAUCCCUACGCCGCCUCCCGCUCUUAAGCAUCGUGCACCAAAGGCAAGCAAGACCUCAAACGAUCCUACAACAAAAUUACCGAAGCAAAGUAGACGUGUCUCUUGGGAUGGGUCAAAGCUUUUGAGAGAAUCAGCAGAACUUUCGGAUGUUAACGACGAGACGACAGAGAAAGAGACACCGGCAUUAUCUUCUGAAGUUCUUGAUCUGAAGCCGCCGAGCAUACACAAUAUUUCGUACCCAGCAACGUCAGUUGAUACAGUCAGCCAUCUAAAUGCUGACAUAGUGGAUGGCCUCUCCCAACUUUUAGCAGACAAUGAAGAAGACGCACAGAAAUGGAAGGAGGAACUUGAGUAUAUGAACAUUCAAGGGAAAUCCGAGAAUCAUAAAUGGCGUUAUGCGACACUUCGUCAGCGUGAAGUGUUCCCUUUCGUCGCCCAAUCGGUGUUUUAUGGACUAAAUAGCAGUCGGCAAUUGACAAAAUCUUUUCGACGAAAACGCCCAUUGUCACAGCACUCUCGAAAACCUAGUGAUAGCAUCACUGUCGAUCUUCACACAUUGGAGUCUACACUCCGAAAGAUCCAAGAUAUUUGUCCUGGCGACCUGGUUCUGAACAGCCUGUGGAACUCCUUGGAACAAUUGUUUAUGCCUCCUAGAGAUAUGCCUGUAGGAGUCAGAGCCAGUCGACGCGUGUCGUACAUCCAACCAGACAACUUAACACCUGACGCAUCACAGUCCUCCCCAUCAUAUGAACCACUUUCCGACGCAGAUGCUGCUCACAUGCUUACAGUUGUCUUCUUCGCAUUGAUAACCUUCCUACCAAAAGUCGACGGGCAGACUUGGCGAGGUAUCCAACAAAUACGUGAGGCAGGAACCGUAUUGCCGGAAGCUCAAAUGCAAAAGCUGGACGCUAAAAGUACCGCUUUGGUUGUCAGUGUCACGGAUAAGCUGGAACAUGAUUUAGCAUUGCGACUUGUUCACCGCUUGGUGCGUGCUCUUACGGCUCGGCUAGCAUUCUACGAGAUUUCCAAGACCAAAGCACUCCCCAGUGUCGAUGUCAAGAAAAGACGGGACCGGAGUGUCUUAGAUCUUCUAUAUGAUAAUCUGCGCGAGCACCAUGAGUCUUUGAAAAAAGCCGCCGAGGGUGAUGGCCAGACUGUCGCCAUUGAUACACCGGUUGCUGCAGCUAUGAUCGUUGAGUGGAUUCGCACGUUGUUCCUCAAAGAAUGGGAUGGUAAGCCUGAAAUUCCUAGAUCAGAAGCCGCCGGUGGCGCAAUCCAGAUCCUUUCAUCCAUGUAUAAAAAUAGACAUCGCCUCGGCCUCGAAGCUGAAGCUUUCUAUACAAGUUUCCUGGCAGAGAGGCUCGACGCAAUGGAAAUGCCCGUUGAAUGGCUUAGCCGGACUUCAAACAACCGAACCAUGCAUCUGUUGUCAUUCACAUUUCUAUUCCGCCCUGCUGCGCUCGUCAAGUAUUUCCGUGCAAUUAAUUAUGCUGCCAUGUCAAAGGCAUAUGAAGCCGGAAUGAUCACACAACGACAGGCGAGUCGAACAGCCUUCAACCGCACCAUCCAGAUUGCAGAUGAGAUCAAUCUGUUAGCCCGUCUGCAUACCUCGAUGAAUCAAUACUUUGUCAUUUCCGUGCGGCGUGAGCAUAUCCUACAAGACGCAUUCAAUCAGAUAUGGCGUCGGGAACGACGUGAGCUCUUACGACCUCUCAAAGUCAAGAUGGGAACAGAUCUUGGAGAAGAAGGAGUUGAUCUUGGUGGUGUUCAACAAGAGUUCAUGACGUUAGCCUUUGCUGAGGCGCUGAAUCCCGAGCAUGGGAUGUUCACCGUUGAUCCGAUUACUCGCAUGGCAUGGUUCCAGCCAUGUUCGCCUGAAAGUCUAGAGCAUUUUGAACUCGUGGGAAUACUAAUGUCAUUAGCCGUAUACAAUGGUCUCACGAUCCCCGUCACGUUUCCUGUUGCGUUAUAUCGCAAACUUCUGGAUCUCAGAAUCAAGCGUACUGAGCAUAUUCGGGAUGGUUGGCCCGAUCUUGCCAAGGGAUUGGAGAGUCUAUUAACAUGGAAUGAUGGAGAUGUUGAGGAUGUAUUUGUGAGAAGCUACGAAUUCAGCUUUGAGGCAUUCGGCAGUGUGCAAACGGUGAAUAUGGAGCGGGUAGACAGGGAUGCCGAGUGGCCUAUAAUUGAACGAGUUCCGAGCCGAGAACGAAGACGCAGCAGUGUUUCCAAUUACUCGUCCGGAAUUCAAGAAGACAAUGUCGCCGGCAACGAGGCAUCGGAAGAGCAAGCUGAAAGCGACAUUGGCUCAUUCCAGACCGGUAUUCUUAAAGGUGCCGAUUACAAGACUUCUCUGAACACAUUCACACCCAGGGAGGAUACAGAAGAAUCAAAUCUUGUCACCAACGCAAAUCGUGAGCAGUACGUCAAAGAUUACCUCUUCUGGUUGACGGAUAAAUCCAUCCGCCCACAAUACGAAGCAUUUGCUCGAGGAUUCUUCACCUGCAUAGAUCGUUCGUCACUUGCACUGUUCACGCCCGAAAUACUCCAGACAGUGAUUGAAGGUACACAAGAAAUCGAUAUAGAGGAACUGCAACGCCAUGCCACCUACGACGGCGGCUGGGACGGCAAGCAUCCUCUUAUCAUCGCAUUUUGGAACAUUGUCAAGAAGUAUUCGCCUGAACAAAAGGCUCGACUACUCGAAUUCGUCACUGCCAGUGACCGAGUUCCGGUUAGCGGUAUUUCCAGUAUCAAUUUUGUCAUCCAGAGGAAUGGUUCUGGGAAUGAUCGUCUACCGACGAGUUAUACGUGUUACGGUCGACUGCUUCUGCCGGAGUACACAAAUGUUACAGCCUUAGGUCUGAAUCUCGACAUGGCAUUGAAGAACUCGCGUGGAUUUGGCAAUUUUUAA